UGUUUUGAGUGAUUGCCAGUACUAAGUAGUAUUCAAUUAACUCAUGAAAACAGACAUUCAAAGUGCAGCUAAAGUUUCAAUAAGAUUUGUUUAAUGCUUAGCUAUGAAUCAUCAGGAGUUGCAUCAAACAAAUGACAAGAUUUGUAACAAUAACGGCAUGACUAGUGAGAGCACCGGUAUCUCCAGUGAAAGCGAUGAUGAAAUCAAGUCAACUCUUAAGCAAAAUAAAAGAAUUAAACCAAAUGAUUGUCUUAACAAUGGUUAUAAUCAACAAGUAGUUCAUCAAAAUAAUAAUAAUACCAAACACUUAAAGAAAGACAAAUCGGACAAAAUUUCAUCAAAACGGACGACUAUGGAUGAUGUACUCAAACGGAUCAAUAAAUUCAAUAAUAUAGAUACGGAUCAAAUAUUGGACACCAAAAGCCCUAAUUUGUUGACCAGUGCCCUAGACUUAGCCCGAUUGGCCGCCAACUCCAAUGACAACACCAGUAUUGGUGAAACAGAUCAGAAGCUGACGGCUAUGAUUGAACAGUUGCAGCACUUAAGACACAAAUUGGUUAGCCAUCAACAACUGGGCUCGUCUUUAUCGACUGAAUCGCAAGCAGAGGAAAGCCAAAUGAAAAGACAAAGAGAACAGAUUGUUGAACAACAACACAGAAUCUAUGAAUUACAGCAACAAUUGAGUGGUCAAUAUAUAGCUGCCACCAGUUCUUUGCCACAUUUGUCAAUGACAUCGAUGGCAGCAUUGCCUUCAUCUGCAGCACAACUGAUGUUUUUACCAUUUUUUAACGGCAAUGCAAUGAAAUCUUUUCCAACCAUUCCUACUAAUGGCUUCAACUACCCCAACACCCAAACAAUUGACAAAUUUUCGUCAUUAAGUCCAAACCAUAACUCAAUAUAUAAUAACGUCAAGACAUCACCACAUCCUUCAUCGCCGACUCAUAUGAAAGAAUCUAAACAAAUGACAGAUUUAGAAAAUCACCGAAUCUUUGAUGACAUGAACGGUGAUAAUGAAAAGUAUAGCUCUAACGCACCGCUCAAUCUAAGUAAACCUAAACUCAAAAACAACUGUUUGUCCUCAUCGUCAUCGACUGACGUUAUAUCAAGACUAACACAUCAGUCGUCUUUCUCACAAUCACUACCUCUUUCAGCACAUGAAACACCAUCAAUGGCUAUGUUUGCAGACAACCCCUACUGGAAUUCAUUAUCACUUCCCACAGCUCUCAAUAAAAAUCCUUUCACUUCAAUGGCCAUUCACGCCACUGGACUCGAGUUUAUGCCUCAAAUGGAUAGCAUAAACAUGUAUUUGGCUAAUGCUAACAACACUCAAUCAAUGAUAAUUCCCGAAACACAACAGCAUAAGAGUGACAGUACUGGCUAUCAUUCCUCAUCAGAAAAUGGCGACCGAAAAAGUGAAUCAGUCAUAACGUGUCAAAGCAAACUCUUGGGAGCAAAAAUUAUACGUCAGGUUAAAAAAGAUGCCGACGGCAAACCUCAUGUUAAAAGACCAAUGAAUGCAUUCAUGGUUUGGGCUAAAGAUGAAAGAAGAAAAAUACUAAAAGCCUGUCCUGAUAUGCAUAACUCUAACAUUUCCAAAAUUUUAGGCGCUCGUUGGAAAUCAAUGUCCAAUUCAGAGAAGCAGCCCUAUUAUGAGGAACAGUCACGACUGUCCAAAACACAUAUGGAACAGCACCCGGACUAUCGGUACCGACCCCGACCUAAACGCACGUGUAUUGUUGACGGAAAGAAGUUAAGAAUAUCAGAAUAUAAACAACUUAUGAAAAGUAGACGUCAAGAGAUGAGAAACUUGUGGUAUAAGGAUAAUAACAGUCAAAAUGUUUUGGAAGCUCAUGACAUGACAAACACCAAUCCAUUCAUUAAUGACAACAAAAACUUCGACAAUGAGUUAAUGGAUGAAAUCGAUGGUUCAGAUAAUAGUAUGUCUCAUAACGAGUAUGACUCGGAUUCUGGAUCUCAUUCGCCAAAUAUUGACAUCAAUAUGAAUCGGGUCGACGAUUGA
This is a messenger RNA of Oppia nitens, 2020 nucleotides long. RefSeq names its product transcription factor Sox-6-like. The record is from RefSeq and is a predicted model, not a curated record. Lineage: Eukaryota; Metazoa; Arthropoda; Arachnida; Sarcoptiformes; Oppiidae. Gene Ontology annotation, molecular function: DNA-binding transcription factor activity, RNA polymerase II-specific; RNA polymerase II cis-regulatory region sequence-specific DNA binding. The coding region runs from base 104 to 2020 and encodes 638 amino acids. The transcript is spliced from 6 exons. Gene Ontology annotation, biological process: cell fate commitment; regulation of transcription by RNA polymerase II. Gene Ontology annotation, cellular component: nucleus.